AUGCCGCCCAAACCACCCCCAAAACCGUCCCACCUCACAUCUCAAUCCAACUCCACAACGACCACAUCCUCGCCCGCCUCUUCAAAGCGCGGCAUCGGCAUUCCCUGGGACACCACCCCGGAAACUCUCUCCCUCAUCUUCCCCACCUCCACCUCCCAUCCUCCCACCAUAAUAUCCUGGUGCUUCAACUGGGAGCUCUGGCGCCCGCCCCUCCCCUCAUCCGACACCCACCCCAUCGAAUGGGUCCCCUGCAUACGCACCGCCGCACAAAUCCCCGACCUGCUCCCCUUCCUCACCGACAUCUCGCGCACGCACAAGAUCACGCAUCUACUAGGCUUCAACGAGCCAGAAAUCCCGGAGCAAGCUAACCUCUCGCCGUCCGACGCUGCAAGACUAUGGCGGGACCAGGUGCUGCCUGCGGCGAAGCAAUUGGGGUUGAGAGUAGGCAGUCCGGGGAUGUGCAGUGAUCCUGCGCGGGCACUGCCGUGGUUGGAUGAGUGGUUUGGGCUGUUGGGUGGGGUGGAGGGGAGUGGGGUGGAGUUUUUGGUUUUGCAUUGGUAUGGGAUGGAUUUGGGGGGUUUGAAGGAUUGGGUGGGGAGGGUUAGGGAGAGGUAUGGUGGGUUGAGGGUGUGGGUUAAUGAGUUUGCUUGUUGUAGUCUUGGUGGGGAGGCGGUGGGGGAGGAAGAGGUGGAGAGGUUCGUGAGGGAGAGUACGGCGUGGAUGGAUGGGGAGGAGGGAGUGGAAAGAUAUGCGUACUUUGGGAUGGGGCAGGGUGGGACGGUGGGGCGUUGGGUUGGGGAGGGGAGUGAUUUUGUGAAGGGGGAUGGGGUGACGAAGGUGGGAAAGGGCUACUUGGGUCUGAGGUAG
Messenger RNA from Cyphellophora attinorum, 867 nucleotides. RefSeq lists its product as uncharacterized. NCBI's taxonomy places the organism in Eukaryota, Fungi, Ascomycota, Eurotiomycetes, Chaetothyriales, Cyphellophoraceae. The record is from RefSeq and is a predicted model, not a curated record. Gene Ontology annotation, biological process: fungal-type cell wall polysaccharide metabolic process. Gene Ontology annotation, cellular component: fungal-type cell wall. The transcript has a single exon. Bases 1 to 867 code for a protein of 288 amino acids.